This is a messenger RNA of Colletotrichum lupini, 645 nucleotides long. RefSeq lists its product as uncharacterized. The record is from RefSeq and is a predicted model, not a curated record. Bases 1 to 645 code for a protein of 214 amino acids. Lineage: Eukaryota; Fungi; Ascomycota; Sordariomycetes; Glomerellales; Glomerellaceae. The transcript is spliced from 4 exons.
AUGAUGAGACUUCCGAGCAUCGCAGGUGCAGUACUUCUACUGCUACUGAGGGCGGUUCCAAUCGUGUACGCGCAGUCAGCAUCGUCUUGUACCGCAGUUCCUGCCGUUGCCUCAUGCGUAUCCUCAAUCACAUCACUCAUCAGCCGCACAGCAUCCGUGUCAAAAUUUUGUUCUUCGGUCUUGGAAUGCCCUUUGCCGACAACCACGACUUUGGUCGGCACCAUCUCAACGACGACAACCAAAACGCAGACGUCUACGUACACUCUUGAAGAAAUAGGCACUGAAACAACUACGACAUCCACGUUCUCCUACACAGAGUCAACCUAUAGUUACAUAGCAACUGAGACCGUGAGGCCAACAUGGACAGUCGAGCGAUUCGAAGUCACAACGGCAAAGCCGAAGCAACGGCGAGAGGCCAUGAAUCACCUUGAAGUCAGGGCAGUUACUUCGUUGUGCUCGUUAGCAGUUCAGAAGAGCGCAUGCUCGUGUCUAUACACAUGUCCAGGGCCAGUCACCAAGGAUAGUCGCAAAACCAUCAAGAGUAUUGAGACUGAGAUCUCAUGGGUCGUAGGUUCCUUAUGCCGGCAAUCCUCCCUGAGGCCUGUUGACAAGAUCAGCGUUGACGAGAGUCUAAUCACUAGGUAA